CCUUCGUACCGCCCGACAUGCCCGCACCAGUCCAAAAGCUUGACUCCGGCUCCGGAGGGCCAUCGCGAAAGAAACGACCUCUGCCCUGGGACGCAGAGGUACCGGCGAGCUCGCCAACGACGUGUCGAAGCCAUUGACGCACUGCAGCGCGGCCAGCCAAUAGAUAAAGAACAGUACCUCGAGGAUUGGUUGACAGAGUCCUCGCGGUCGCGUUCGCGGAAACGGAGACGGUCCGACCGACAGCCAGACGAACGGCCAAACAAACGGUCACACAAACGGCCGGACAUCAUGCCUCGCCCUAACCAUCCUCCCUCGCCGAUCGAUACUGCUACGACGUCCUCUGGAAAGACCGCCAAGACCUCCGCGAGCGUGCGCGACCCCAAUCAGCAACUGAUGUCGGGUGUGGAAAAGUACGUACAUCUGCUUGGGCUCCAUGUGAGACUAGUGACGGAAAGCCAUGUCCAAGAGCGGCCACUGCACCGAGCAAUACCACUGCGGCUCAUGGUCCCCGGUGGUGGACAGCGAAAUAGCCGCGGCUUGCACCCCCUUCAUCGCAUCCAGUUCAAUCAUGAGGUCGAGGUCGUCGCGACCUGUCGU
Messenger RNA from Trematosphaeria pertusa, 597 nucleotides. RefSeq lists its product as uncharacterized. The record is from RefSeq and is a predicted model, not a curated record. The annotation marks the transcript as partial. The transcript is spliced from 2 exons. NCBI's taxonomy places the organism in Eukaryota, Fungi, Ascomycota, Dothideomycetes, Pleosporales, Trematosphaeriaceae.